CUUAAUUGGUGUAUGACGAGUGAUUUAGAGUAGUUAUUAGUUAUCUCCUUCCCAGGUUGGUUUCUUUGAAAAACAAAAUCUAAUUCAUUGAUUAAUUGAUUGGAGCAGUGACUUGAACAACUAUUUGUGAUUUUAGAGAGUUUUUAAACCCAAAGUGGCUGAAUGCCUCUCCUCCAAAUCUCACCCACCACCACCACCACUACCAAAUCCCUAAAUUCUCCUCCAAUCCCUUUCUACCAUCCUCAUUAUGCCUCUUACUUCCAUUCCAAUUCCAAUCCCAAAUUCAAAUUCCGUCCAAUUUUCUCUCUCAACCUCGCCUGCAAAGGUCUCGGUGUCGCUGUUUCUUCCUCACCACCGCCCGAUUCCAAGUUGAGAAAUAAAAACGUUGAUGUUGCCACUCUGGGUAAUCUUUGUGUGGAUAUCGUUCUCAAUGUUCCACAAUUGCCUCCUCCUUCACUCUCCCAACGCAAAGCUUUCAUGGAACGUUUGGCCUCCUCUCCACCUUCCAAGAAAUUUUGGGAAGCUGGUGGGACCUGCAAUAUGUCUAUAGCAGCUGCGAGGCUAGGACUUGAUUGUGUAUCAAUUGGUCAUGUGGGUAAUGAAAUCUAUGGGAAGUUUCUGUUGGAUGUGCUUCAUGAUGAAGGCAUUGAUAUGGUCAAGAUGAGUACUAAUGAUGAUACUGUCAGCAACUCUGGUGCCUCUUAUGAAACACUUCUAUGCUGGGUUCUCGUUGAUCCUUUACAAAGACAUGGUUUUUGUAGUCGAGCUGAUUUUUUCAAGGAGCCUGCAUUUAAUUGGCUGAGCAAAAUGUCCAGAGAAGCAAAACUAGCUAUUAAAAAUUCAAAGGUUUUGUUUUGUAAUGGAUACGGCUUUGAUGAGCUCUCUCCUGGUUUACUGCUCACAGUGGUGGACUGUGCUGUUGAGGUUGGCACAUCAAUCUUCUUUGAUCCGGGACCACGUGGAAAGAAUCUCAUCACUGGGACCCCAGAAGAACAAAGAGCUCUUAACCAUUUUCUGAGGAUGAGUGAUGUUCUUCUUCUAACAGCUGACGAGGCUGAGUCAUUAACUGGCAUAGGAGAUCCGAUAUUAGCUGGGCAAGAGUUGCUUAAAAGAGGGAUCCGCACGAAGUGGGUGAUUGUAAAAAUGGGUCUUGUGGGUUCAGUUCUAAUGACUGCAUCAAGUAUAACAUGUGCACCUGCAUUCAAGGUGAACAUUGCAGACACUGUUGGGUGUGGAGACAGUUUUGUAGCGGCUAUUGCAUAUGGUUUUAUACAUAAUUUGCCAAUGGUUAAUACGUUAGCAAUUGCAAAUGCAGUAGGUGCUGCAACAGCCAUGGGAUGUGGUGCUGGUAGGAAUGUAGCAUCCAUUGAGAAGGUAGUAGAUAUAUUAAGAUCAUCUAACCUCAAUGAAGAUGAUGAAUUUUGGACCCAAAUUCUUGAUAAGAAAAUGGUGGAUCAGGAAGUAACAUGUCUGUCAAAAAUUGUGAGGAAUGUAAACAGAAAUCAUCUCAACUUUGUCCCAUUUGACAAGGUUGCCUCUGAGCUCUUGCCCAAGCUUGAGUUUCCACAGACAGUGGAGAAUGUGCGAACUUGAUAUUUUGUGAACAGUAGAUUACAGCCACUGUUUAUCUACUCAUGUGAACUAACCCUUCUCUGGAUUCUCUUAACUUGGCUCCUUCAUUGGCUAAAAGUAAGCAAAAGUCUGAAAAUAAGAAUGAAGAGCAGAUUUUUAUCCUUUGACAAGAUUACAUUGCAAUAGCCUACUUAAAAAGCCAUUGUUUUAAGCAAGUAUCUGAGAGGUGGCUGCUCUUCAAGCGUUUUUGCUGAUUUCUUUCGUUUCAGUCUCAACAAUAUUCCUUUUAUGUCAAAGGUAUUUUUACUCCCAGAGUGGAUGCGGCAGAGCUUUUAUCCUCCGACAGAUUCCAUUUUUGCUUCUCAAGCAAUGAUAUGUAAUAGUCUCCAUAAUACAUCUUGUGAUAGUUAAUUGAUGGCAGAGAAAGAAGUGGUUUGUAUGAAUUUCAAUAUUUUGAAUAGGGAUUAUAGUACUAGUUUAUGUUACUUUGUGGUUGGAAUUAGAUAUUAUAUAUCUGACAAAUGUUCUUCGUUUAUUUUUUUUUCAAAAUAAUCGAAGAACCAAUGACCUGCUAAAAGAGUGGUGUUUCUUUA
This is a messenger RNA of Cicer arietinum (chickpea), 2165 nucleotides long. Its product is annotated as fructokinase-1. The record is from RefSeq and is a predicted model, not a curated record. Lineage: Eukaryota; Viridiplantae; Streptophyta; Magnoliopsida; Fabales; Fabaceae.